AAGCACACUGAUAUUAGUUGACAUCCUGACCUACGCAGGCAAGCCACGCCUCUCCUCGUUUUAUGGAUUUGAUCUUGGUUUGCAGUUUGUAAAUGGAUUACCAAGGGAGCAAAGUUAGGGAUUUCCUUCAUACUAAUGGACAAGUGGUGCUUGAAAGAGGAGUGAGUAACUAUAAUCUAAGAUCUUUCACUCAAAAAGAGAUAGAAGACAUCACGAGUGGGUAUAGCACCAUGGUGGGAGAAGGGGGAUUUAGUAAGGUUUACAAAGGAAAAUUAGAUGGUCUUUGUCCAGUUGCGGUAAAGAUAUACAAAAAUGGAACCAAGAAAGAAGAGUUUGCCAAAGAGGUGAUAGUGCAUUCCCAGAUAAAUCACAAGAAUGUUGUCAGACUGUUUGGUUGCUGCACAGAGGAAAAUGCUCUUACGAUUGUUAUGGAGCUCGUAUGCAAUGGCAACCUCUACGACAUGCUUCACUGCAGCAGCAAUGCUAAUGGUUUUGUCCCCUUCCCUUUGGACAAACGUUUGGACAUCGCCAUUGAGUCAACUGAAGUAUUAUCAUGCAUGCAUUCAAUGUAUAGCCCGGUUCUUCAUGGUGACAUGAAAACCUCUAAUAUACUGCUAGAUGAAAAUCUCCGGCCAAAGUUAUCUGAUUUUGGGAUAGCAAGAUUGCUUGCUACUGAUGAGACUCAGCACACCAGAUCUAUCAUGGGUAGUAUAGGUUACGUGGACCCUUUGUUCUGUCACAGUGGGAUUCUUACUUCCAAGAGUGAUGUAUACAGUUUCGGAGUCGUUUUGUUGGAAAUCAUCACCCGGAAGAAAGCUUUGGAUGGGAAUAUCAGCCUUGCUCGAAGUUUUGCCGAAGCCCUGAGAAAAGGGAAAAAGGUGAGGCAAAUGUUUGAUGAGGAAAUUGCGAAUGAUAAAAAGAAUAUAAAAUUUCUUGAAAACAUCGCAAGAUUAGCAGCUGAAUGCUUGAAAAUGGAGGCAAAAAUGCGUCCAGAAAUGGUUGAAGUAGCAGACAGACUCAGGACAAUCAGAAAAGAUUACCAUCAUCGCAUUGGCAGAAAUUCUACAUGUAGCAACUCUGGACUUGCUAAAAGUGGAAAGGCAGAGGCUGUGCUACCAGUGGUGGUACGGACCAUUUCCAUGGAUGAACUAAAGGAAAUAACCAGGAACUUUAGCAAUGAUACUCUAAUAGGAGAGAACUUACACAGUAAAGUUUUUUUCGGAGUGCUCAAAGAUGGACGUAAAUCCGCGAUCAAGAAGAUUAGGCCUGCUAAAGAAAUUAUUCUGGAGGUUCCGGUGGUCUCAAGAUUCAGACAUGAGAACGUUCUCCAACUUCUUGGAAACUGUGUUGAAGGAGACAGCCAUGUUCUUGCUUACGAGUACGCAUCCAAGGGAUCCUUGCACGAUAUUCUUCAUGGUAAAAAUAAUGUUAGGGGAGCCGAACCAGGACCGGUUCUAUCAUGGGCGCAACGUAUGAAGAUUGCCAUGGGUGCUGCGGCUGGGCUUGAGUUCCUCCAUGCAAAGGCAGAACCUUUCGUUAUCCAUGGUCGAAUCAGAUCCAGUAACAUAUUUCUCUUUAACAGCGACAUUGCAAAGAUUGGUUACCCUGGCCUUUCGAGACAGGCCCCGGACUACAUAGACAAUAUUUUUUUGGAUCGUCCCAAUGGUCCUCAAGGAACCAGUUUCGUUUAUGACGCACCUGAGUAUGCAAUGACCGGUCAACUUUCUACAAUGAGCAAUGUCUAUAGCUUUGGGGUUGUGCUGCUGGAACUUUUAACUGGUCGAAAGGCAUUUGAUCAUACACUACCCCGUAACCAACGAUCUCUCGUGACAUGGGCUAAACCAAGACUUAAUAAAGACAAGGUGAAGCAAUGUGUGGAUCUGAGGCUUGGAGGAGAUUACCCUCCCGAGGCUGUCACCAAGAUGGCUGCAAUCGCGGCGCGCUGUACAGAAUACGAGGCAGAUUUCCGGCCAACUAUGAGCAUGGUCGUCGAGGCUCUGAGGCCCUUGGCGCUCAGCAGCUCAAGCAAUCUUCCCGGCGCUGCAGAAGCACCUGGAGCCCAGUCGGCCUUUACGAAAGGCAGGUACAUUCUAGAUGGGAUCCUUGUACUCCACGAGAUCGUCCAUGAAGUCAAGAGCAAGCACCUUCAUGUGGUGUUCUUCAAGAUCGACUUUCAUAAAGCGUACGACACUGUCCACUGGUCCUUCCUUCGGGAAGUGCUGCUCAAGCGUGGGUUUGAUCACCACUGGGUAGCUCGGGUGAUGCAGCUGGUGACGAGUGGUCGCACGGCGGUGAAUGUGAAUGGGGAGAUUGGACCCUACUUCCUGACUGGAUAG
Messenger RNA from Triticum aestivum (bread wheat), 2336 nucleotides. Its product is annotated as tyrosine-protein kinase JAK2-like. Lineage: Eukaryota; Viridiplantae; Streptophyta; Magnoliopsida; Poales; Poaceae. The coding region runs from base 93 to 2336 and encodes 747 amino acids. Gene Ontology annotation, molecular function: ATP binding; protein kinase activity. The record is from RefSeq and is a predicted model, not a curated record. Gene Ontology annotation, biological process: protein phosphorylation. The transcript has 9 exons.